AAUAUGAUUAUAUUCAUGAUAAGUUUGUCUUUUAGGGAACUCUCAGACUUUGAUAAAGAUGGAGCAUUGACACUGGAUGAGUUUUGUGCUGCUUUUCAUCUGGUAGUUGCUAGGAAGAAUGGCUAUGACUUACCAGAAAAACUCCCUGAAAGUUUAAUGCCCAAACUGAUUGAUUUGGAAGAUUCAGCAGACGUUGGGGAUCAGACAGGUGAGGUAGGUUAUUCAGGCUCUCCUGCAGAAGCACCUCCAAGCAAGUCGCCAUCCAUGCCGUCACUAAACCAGACUUGGCCAGAGAUGAAUCAGAGCAGUGAGCAGUGGGAGACAUUUAGCGAACGCUCUUCAAGCUCACAAACUCUGACCCAAUUUGAUUCUAACAUUGCACCAGCUGAUCCUGAUACUGCUAUUGUUCAUCCAGUUCCCAUUCGGAUGACUCCAAGCAAAAUCCACAUGCAGGAAAUGGAACUUAAACGAACUGGCAAUGAUCAUACCAAUCCCACUAGCCCAUUACUUGUGAAGCCAUCUGACCUAUCAGAAGAAAAUAAGAUAAAUUCAUCAGUGAAAUUUGCUUCUGGAAAUACUGUAGAUGGUUACAGUAGUUCAGACUCUUUUACUUCAGACCCAGAACAGAUCGGGAACAAUGUAACUCGUCAAAGGUCUCAUUCAGGAACGUCACCUGAUAACCCCGCUCCGCCACCUCCCCCUCCAAGGCCACAGCCCUCUCAUUCUAGAUCGUCAUCUUUAGACAUGAAUCGGACCUUUGCAGUCACCACAGGACAACAACAGGCUGGAGUUGUUGCCCACCCUCCUGCAGUGCCUCCAAGACCACAGCCCUCACAGGCCCCUGGUCCCGUAGUGCAUCGGCCUGUGGAUGCGGACAGCCUAAUAACUCACACCAGUACCUCACCUCAGCAGAUACCGGAACAACCAAAUUUCGCAGAUUUCAGCCAAUUUGAAGUAUUUGCUGCAUCAAAUGUAAAUGAAGAACAAGAAGAUGAAGCUGAGAAACAUCCAGAAGUCUUGCCGGUUGAAAAAGCUUCUGACCCUGCAAGUUCUCUUCGAGUUGCCAAAACAGAUAGCAAAAUUGAAGAAAAGACAGCUGCUAGUGCUCCCGCCAAUGUGAGCAAAGGUACAACACCUCUUGCUCCACCACCCAAACCUGUUCGAAGAAGAUUAAAAUCAGAAGAUGAGUUAAGGCCAGAAGUUGAUGAACAUACACAAAAGACAGGUGUCUUAGCUGGUGUUCUUACAUCACAGCCUUCUAUUCCUAGGUCUGUGGGAAAAGAUAAGAAAGCUAUUCAGGCAUCAAUUAGACGCAAUAAGGAAACCAACACAGUUUUGGCCAGACUGAACAGUGAAUUACAGCAACAGUUAAAGGAUGUUCUCGAGGAGAGAAUUUCCCUGGAAGUUCAACUGGAACAGCUUCGACCAUUCUCUCACCUAUAAGCCAAUUGCCGUUAACUGUGAACAUACCCAUUCUUGAGCAGUUUGGGGUUGAAGCCAAUUUGGAGACCCAAACAUUUAGCUCAUUGCUUAAGUCAACGUUAAAUUUUAUGAUUCUGUUUUGCCCUCUAUGUUCACCAUUGUAUUUAAGUAUCUUUUAUUUUUUAAUUUCAACAAUAAAAGGGUCAGGAUGA
Molecule: messenger RNA, 1634 nt
Organism: Artibeus jamaicensis (Jamaican fruit-eating bat)
Lineage: Eukaryota; Metazoa; Chordata; Mammalia; Chiroptera; Phyllostomidae
Product: ralBP1-associated Eps domain-containing protein 1
Exons: 13
Coding region: 4-1443 (479 amino acids)
Biological process (GO): endosomal transport; endocytosis
Cellular component (GO): plasma membrane; cytoplasm
Molecular function (GO): calcium ion binding; protein binding
Source: RefSeq, a predicted model, not a curated record